CUUCCGGCUCCCCAGCGGAAAUAGCGGGGGGAGUGCCAUGAACAGAGAGAACUUCAAUGGACCCUCCUCGUCUCGGGAGGUUAACACCUCGGUUGGGAGAUUCGACAGACAGCAUUGUAGGCUGCUGAAGCUUGAAAGUCACCUGGGGAAAAUGCACCUGGGAAAACCCGGUGUCUGCAGUAUCAGCUCCGAGUACUCGUCCGGUCAAAGACCAGAGAAUCUUUAGCAGCGUUGAAUGUGUUCCCACCAGCUGCAAUGGCUUCUUUCCAAAGGCAAAGUCUGCAAGCAAGGAUUCUUAGCUCAGAAGAAGAGGACAAGCUGCAAAGAGACCGAGCUUUGGUUUCUGAUUUUAAACAGCAAAAACUGGAAAAAGAGGCUCAGAAGAAUUGGGACCUUUUUUACAAAAGAAACAGUACCAAUUUUUUCAAGGACAGACACUGGACCACCAGAGAGUUUGAGGAGCUGAGAUCAUGUAGGGAGUAUGAAGGUCAAAAAUUGAUUUUGUUGGAAGCUGGAUGUGGAGUUGGGAACUGUUUAUUCCCACUGUUGGAAGAAGAUGUGAAUAUCUUUGCCUAUGCCUGUGACUUUUCUCCAAGGGCAGUUGACUAUGUUAAGCAAAAUCCUUUAUAUAAUACAGAGAGAUGCAAAGUGUUCCAGUGUGACCUCACUAAAGAUGACCUUCUUGACCAUAUCCCACCAGAGUCUGUGGAUGCCGUUACAUUGAUCUUUGUGCUCUCAGCAGUUCACCCUGAGAAGAUGCACCUUGUCUUACUAAAUGUCUACAAGGUACUAAAACCAGGCAGAAGUGUCUUGUUCCGUGACUACGGGCUACAUGAUCAUGCGAUGCUUAGAUUUAAAGCUGGAAGCAAACUUGGAGAAAAUUUUUAUGUCAGACAAGAUGGAACCAGGUCCUAUUUUUUUACUGAUGAGUUCCUGGCGCAGCUCUUUGCAGAUGCAGGUUAUGAGGAAGUGGUGAACGAGUAUGUGUUCCGAGAGACGGUGAAUAGAAAAGAAGGCUUGUGUGUGUCUCGAGUUUUCCUUCAGAGCAAGUUCCGGAAACCGCCAAGGGAUCCAGACCCUACCACUGACUCUGCUUCACUUUGAAGAAAGAAGUUUUAAUCUACUUUAUAUACUUUUAUAUUCUGAAUUUUUCAAAUUUCAUGCAUAAUUUUUGUAUGAUAAACAAGUGAGGACUGGGGAGUUAGCUCAGGAGGUAAAGUGUUAGCUGUGCAUGCCUAACCAAGUGUGAACCCCAGGAAUCUGUCUAGAAAAAAAAGGCGGAGUGCUGGAGAGAUGGCUCAGUGGUCAAGAGUGUUGGCUGCUUUUUCAGAGGAUCUGGGUUUGAUUUCCAGCACCCACAUGACAUCUCUAGUCCUAGGGUACCGCUGAGGAUGAAAUGCCCUUUUCUGGCCUCUUCAGAUGGUAUAUAGACAUACACGCAGGCAAAACACCCAAAUAAAAAAGAAAAAAUCCAGGUUUCGUAAUUUGAAUCUAUAAUCCAGUACUCCUACCUCAAGAGAAGCAAAGAUAGAAGAAUCAUCUGGAAGCUCCAAGACCAGCCAGCCUGAAUGACGCAGUAUGGCAGAGAAGAGGCAAGAGACCUGGCCUCAGAAAGGUGGAGGAUGAGAACCGACUCCUGAGAAUUGUUCUCUGACCUUCACAUGUGCACAGAUGAGUAAAUGAACAGUGAAUAUUUGCACACAUAGAAAACAGAAUUUGCCGGGCGUUGGUGGCACACGCCUUUUUAAUCACAGCACUCGGGGAGGCAGAGGCAGGGGGAUCUCUGUGAGUUCUAGGCCAGCCUGGUCUACAAGAGCUAGUUCCAGGACAGGCUCCAAAGCUACAGAGAAACCCUGUCUCAAAAAAACAAUAAGUAAAAAAAAAAAAGAAAAAAAAACAAUAAGUAAAUAAAUAAAUUGAGUCAAGAGUAGUGGCACACGCUUUUAAUCCCAGCCCUCAGAAGGCAGAGACAGGUGGAUCUUAUGAGUUUGAAGCCAGAUUGGUCUACAAAGAGAGUUCCAAGACAGUCAACCAAGAUUACAGGACCCUGUCUCGAAAAAGAAAAAAAAAAUCUUGGGUUGGAACUGACAGUAGCUCAGUUGGUAGAAUGCUGGCCUAGCAUGGAUGAAACUGGGUCACAUCCUCAACACUGAAUUAACCAGGUGUAGGGGCACACUCAUAAUCUAAGCUCUUGUGGGGUAAAGGCAGAAAGAAGUGUUGGGCUAAGGAGACAGCUAGAGCUUUUUUACAAGUGAAGACCAAAUUUAAAUCCCAAGAAUCUGCAUGAAGCCAGGUAUGGUGACGUGCAUUGUAAUUCUAGCAGUGGAAGAUGGGAGAUGGGGACAAAAUUUCCCAGAAGUCGGCUAGCCAGGUGUAUGCAACCACAAACAGCAGAGAUAACCUGGUACAAAGUAGAGGUCCAAUAACAGAUUGUCCUGUCUCACACGGUUCCCUGACACCCAUGCAUAUAGAUACACACACACACACCAAGCCUGCUGACCCAUUCAAAACCUGGGACCCACAUUGUGAAAGGAGAGACUUGGUUUUCACAGAUUGUUCUCUGACCUCCAUAUGCACACCAUGGCACAUGUGCACACACAGUUAAUAAAUAUUUUUAAAAGGUUGUUUUUAAUUUGUUAGAUAGGGUUUCUCUGUGUUUUCUUGACUGUCAUAGAACUCAAUCUGUAGACCAAGCUGGCCUCAAACUCAGAGAUCUACCUGCCUCUGCUUCUGCUUCCUGAAUACUGAGAUUGAAGGCACACACCAUCACUGCCCAGUUUUUUUGUUUGUUUGUUUGUUUGUUUUAGAUGGCAUCUCUUUAUGUAGUCCUGACUGUUCUGGAACUCGCUCUUUAGACAAGGUUGCCCUCAACUCACAGAGAUCCACCUGCCUCUGCCUCCUGAGUGCUGGGAUUAAAGGUGUACAUAGCAAGUUUGAGGCCAGGUUGGACUAUGUGAGGCUCCAGCCCCAAAACAGAGCCAAGAAUUAAAUCUUGGUUGAAUACUUGAUACGUAAGAUGCCGAGCAUCUUCAGUUUUUUCAUAGUUAAUUGAUACUUUCUUGUGAUCACCAGUGCUGAAAAUACCACAUAAAUAUGUGCAGUACAGAAUAGCAGGAGCAUGUUUAUGGUUGUUUCAGGAAUUGUUGGAAAUUCUGUUCUAUUCCUAAACCAAAAUGUAAUGACGUUUAAAGAAACACAAGUCACCAGGUGAUGGUGGCACAUGCCUUUAAUCCCAGCAAGUGGCCCUCUGAGUUCUAAGCCCCCCUGGUCUACAGAGUGAGUUUAAGGACAGCCAGGGCUACACAGAGAAACCCUGUCUUGAACACUCCCCCCAAAAAGAAACAAGUCAGCAAUUUGCUAGGUUUUUUUGUCUUGGGGUGUGUAUAUGUGUGUUGUAUGAUGUGUGUGUCGUGGCAUUUCAAUUGUAAUUUAAUAGAGACUGCCUGAAUGUCUGAGAGUAAAACAGUCCCACUGGUCUGUAAGGCUGACUGCCACUGGCUUGACCUCAGUCUGAAACGGUGAUCCUGCCUCCAGGAAUCUCAGAGUGAGACUGUGUUGAGAGCUGUUUCCUCCAAUUUUAUAAUCCUCUAAUAGAUUUAUAAUAAUUUAUAAUAGAGCUGGAAUUAAAGGCGUGCACCACUGUCAUUAAAGGCUUAUACCGCCCAGUUUCUAUGGCAACUAUUGUAGCUACAGGGAUUAAAGGUGUGUGUCAUUAUGGCUACUGAUAUUAAAGGUGUGUUACCAUAAUCUGAUAUAUAAGGCUGAUCAGUAGGACUGUUUUACUCUCAGAUCUUCAGGCAGUCUUUAUUUAUUAAAAUACAAUUGAAAUGCCACUACGUGUGUGUGUGUGUGUGCGCGUGUGCACGCAGGUGUGAUGUCUUCCUCUUUCACUCUAUACCUUAUAUCCUGGAUGCAGUCACUUGCUGAACCAGGAGCUUGUCAUCUGGCUAGGCUGGCUAGUCAUUGGGUUCUCAGGAUCCACCAGUCUCCACCUCCCAGUGCUGCUAGAGUCAUGAGUCUAU
Messenger RNA from Chionomys nivalis (European snow vole), 4022 nucleotides. It is a transcript of the gene Mettl6, whose product is annotated as methyltransferase 6, tRNA N3-cytidine. Lineage: Eukaryota; Metazoa; Chordata; Mammalia; Rodentia; Cricetidae. Bases 256 to 1104 code for a protein of 282 amino acids. The record is from RefSeq and is a predicted model, not a curated record. The transcript has 6 exons.